This is a messenger RNA of Cantharellus anzutake, 460 nucleotides long. RefSeq lists its product as uncharacterized. The transcript has a single exon. NCBI's taxonomy places the organism in Eukaryota, Fungi, Basidiomycota, Agaricomycetes, Cantharellales, Hydnaceae. Bases 119 to 316 code for a protein of 65 amino acids. The record is from RefSeq and is a predicted model, not a curated record.
UAAUGGAGACAACACUGAAGAAUUCCGUUCAAGUAAUCUUGGGUUUUCGUAUCGUCCCGUUUCGCUGCAAAAUUCCGAUGCAGCGUACAGAGGUGCUCCUCUGUCAGAAACGUAUCGCAUGUCCAUUGUGGGUUCCGGCUUGAGGAAUCCCAGCAUCAGCGCGAACCUCCUGCCUCCGCCCACGACGCCUGGUAUGGAUACAGAGACUCCAAUGCCAGGGGGAGGCGAGGACGGGUUGUGCGGCAACCCAGCACGAUACAAGCAUUCUACGUUUUCUUUCAGAACGGAGGCAUACAGAGAUUCAGCGGUGCUUUAGUUGAUUUGACCAUUUGGCACUUCCGAGUCAUGUUAGGGCCGCCAGUUUCUAUUGUCAUAUUUUGGGUGGUGUGUUUGUGUUUAUGUUUCUGUGUACAGUAUGACAUCCAGCACAAGUUUAAUCAAUGCUUUGCCUCUGAUAGAG